Messenger RNA from Perca flavescens (yellow perch), 3923 nucleotides. RefSeq lists its product as uncharacterized. The transcript is spliced from 19 exons. Gene Ontology annotation, molecular function: ubiquitin-protein transferase activity. NCBI's taxonomy places the organism in Eukaryota, Metazoa, Chordata, Actinopteri, Perciformes, Percidae. The record is from RefSeq and is a predicted model, not a curated record. Gene Ontology annotation, biological process: protein ubiquitination. Bases 1055 to 3427 code for a protein of 790 amino acids.
CAAUGAGACGGUCUUCAUUAAUGAUUUUGUGCCUUCAGUCCAACAAACCCAGAAAGGCAUCAGUGUGUUUUUGUCUUCACUUUUUGUUGUUGUAAGUUUUAUUUUAUAUUAUCAGUACUUUAUACACUACCGUCUGUCACGGAUCAUGGAAAGUGAAACUUAAAUAUGUCAUGGGGCGGUUGGAUUUAUUCACUCACUUUAAAAAUUUAUUAAAAGCUUCUUUCUUUUCACUUCAUUUUUAUUUACAGCAAUAUGUUAUUUAUAUCAUAAUAGGCUAUUUAUUAACAUAUUGGGGGGAAAAAAAACAGGAAAACAGGUCUAUGUAAAAUCUGACAUUGACCGCCCCCAUAUAUCCAAAUUGGCAUGUUUCUCGUUUCAUAAAGCCCAGUUCAGUCAGACCAAAAAUUUGCAAUGAGACAAAACGGUUUUAGAAUGCUGCAGCGUUCAGAACCAGCCUGGAGGCUCAACGAGCGCCCGCAAGCACCGUAUAUGGUCGAGCUAGAGAGUGACUGAAGAGAUUGAGCAUCCUUAGAAAAAUGCAGUGAAACAGAGAAAUAUAACGUUUUCACUGUUUCAGCUCCACUAGAAAAGCAUCUGUAACAAGUAUCUCACUAUCACUAACAUUAUCCACAUUCAUAUUUACAAAAAGGCCUGAAAGUCCGAAGUUAGAACGGAAGUACAAAGAUGCUAUGAAGAUGAUACACUAUCUCGUCGCAUUGGUGUGAACUGGUAGGUUUCAGAACGUUGCAGACCGGCUCAAUACAAGUAGCUGCAAGUUUCAAAUUGUCUCUCUGCAAAUCUUUGGUCAGGACUUGGCUUUUUGCCUCUGCGAAGAGUCAACUGUAAGACUGGCAGUUGAAUCGGGCUCCUUCAAUCAAAUAUUUGACUAUUCCGUGUCACCCCUAGUUUUUUACCACGCCAGCAUCCCAAGGCAUGCCAAUUUCGGACAGUCGGUCAGUUCACCUCUUUGGUCCAAUAUUUCAACAACUAUUGAAUGGAUUGCCAUAAGAUUUGGCACAGACAGCGGCCCUAGCAUAGCUGUAGACUCAAAGUAAUGAAACAGAUUUGGAAAAAAAUGAAACAUCAUUAUUCAACAGAGAAACUGAAGAAAUUGAUUUCCUACCUAAGAAAACUGACUGGAUGUAACCCUCUUGCCCAAAGUUUGCAUCAGUUAUUCUGCAGGAAUGAACCGCUAACCAGGAAUCAGAAGAUUGCAGUUGUUGAAGGCUUGUACAUACUCUUCAGAGAGCUUUUGCCUCAACAUAAAACGCAGCAAGAGGAGAAACCCAUUGAAGACCUGGAUGUCUUUGAGAAUUCACUGUACUGCUGGGCACAUCUCUUAUCGGAAGCAAAGAAACUGGCAUCAGAUCAGGAGAUCUACGCACCAAUCACUCUUAUGUCUGAAGAUGGCAGCCGCUUCUCUGAACCAGUCAGAGUACCUGGAGUGCCUGGAGCCUUUGAGCGAGCAUAUGUUCGGCAGAAAAUCAAAGAUGGAGAGAAAAUUCCAAAUUGCACUGAAGACGUUUUGCGAGAAACAUCAAUACAGAGAGCCAACGACAUUGAAAAGGUCUUGCUCAGCUUGCCUCCAUUCAUCAGAAAUUAUGCUCUUUGGAUUCACUGUGACAACACGGCUGGUCAGAGCUUCCAGGUAAACAUGGAGAAGACCUUUGGAAGUAUGAUGGAAGAAUUACAAUCUCCUGACAAUCAAUACAUCAAUGUGACCCCACCUCUACAUCUGAAGGAGCUAGGACAGUGCGGGUCACGCCUUGUUCUACUGAGUGAAGACAACAUUGGCGUAUGUUUGAAUAAAGAAAAAGGAUCCCCUGAUAUGAUCGUAGUGCAUGAUUGUUUGGAUGGCCAAAACAAAACCGUGGAUGUGAAUGAGUUGGCAGCCAGGACUGGAGACCUUAGCGAUGACCGAACAUUUGUCACAACCAGGACCCCAAAAGAGGCUAUACUGGUGUUGAUAGACACAAGCUCCUCCAUGGAAGAAGAGUGCUAUGGAAGUGCAGAAAUCAAGAAGAUCAAUGCUGUGAAGGAGCUCUUUGACAACUUUGCAACAAGGACCAUGGCUUAUGAUUUUUAUCAUGUCAUCGGCCUUGUGAAGUUCGACUCCCUGGUGAAAAUUCUCCACACGUUUACUGAAAAUCUGGAAAGGUUCAAGGAACACGUACACAACAUUGAGGCCAGUGGAUGUACUCUGCUGUAUGACGCCCUGCGACGUGGGGCAUGUGAGCUGGAAAAGGUCAAGACGAGGUUCCCAGAUUGUAGACUUCGCAUCAUUUGUCUCACUGAUGGAAAUGAUUCUGGUUCCUCAAUAGAGCCAGAUGUUGUUACAGCCAAACUGCUAAAAUCUAACAUCAUUGUGGACUCUGUACUUCUUGGAAAUGUGGAGAACAAUAUGCUUCAUGGAAUCAGCAAUGCAACAGGUGGUUGUUGUUUCAAACCACAGACAAUCAAAGAGGGUCUGAAGCUCUUUGAGAUUGAGACAGUUCUGUCUUUGGAGCAGAGGAAACUCAAGGAAAAACUUGACCCAUCUUCCAUCAGUCAGCAUAGUUUGUCCAACAUCUUCAUUACUCAUGGGUAUGACGAAUGUCCAGAGACAUCUUUGCCAAGCCAGUUAAACAGCAAAGUGACAGUGACGGAGAGUGCCCUGAAAAAGAAGCUUAAGGAGUCAAAGGGGUGGUUCCUGGAGAAGGACAAACGUGUCCUGGAUGAGCUAAAGAGUCUGCAUUGUUACCCACAUCCCUUCUUCAGAGUCUUUCCAUCGGAGUCAGACUUUACAUUCUGGAGGAUUCUCAUGCAAGGCCCUCCUGACACACCGUACAAGAAAGGAGUGUUUGAGCUGUACUGCCACUUUGGUCCUGACUACCCAGCGAAGCCUCCACUCAUCCGCUUUGUCACACAAGUGUACCACUGCAAUGUUAACAGUGUGGGUCGCAUCUGCCACAACAUAUUUGACCGCAACUACAAUGCCCACAUCACCAUGAGAGAGCUCCUAGAAGCUGUGUAUGGACUGCUCAUCAUCCCUGAGCCUGCUGAUCCACUGGACAGCAUUUUGGCUGAGGAAUUCCUGACGAGCCGUGAGACGUAUGAACUAGAAGCUGAGAAACAUACAGAGGCAACUGCAGAAAAGUCACUAGAUGACAUGGAGAAACAAUUUGUGGAGUCUGUGCAACAGUUUAUACCCCAACAUCUGAUCUGUCCACUCACCAAGAAGAUGUUUGUUGAUCCUGUAAAAACGGUGUAUGGCACCGUGUAUGAACGCAAGGCCAUUGAGGAACAUCUAAAGCAACACCAGUACGAUCCGAUGGCUGGCCCCGAACACGUGCUUGAAAUGAGUAACAUCAGAGCGGACCAGGACAUGAAGAAAAUGGUGACGGAUCAUCGUUCUCGUCAGAUUCAGUUUGACGUUGCAGCUGAGUAGUGUUCUUUUUUUUUUAUCCGGUUCCUGUGAAAAAGGAGAUUGACCAUCUACUCAUAAUUUGUAUCAAUAGAAGUUGUUAUUGUUAUUUAAUUUAUAUUGGAACAUUAUUUGGUCAGUCAGUUGGGAAGUGUUAGUGCAGGUUAUUUUCAUUAAUUUGACUCUUUUCCUGACAUCACUUCUACUUUCAUAUGAACAGUGAUGGACAAUUUUUCGUUUGGAGUUGAUUGUGCUUCUAACUUUUGAUUGUUCGAUGUUCUUUUAAAUGCUGUCCUAGUUCCUUAUUUACAGUUUUAUCACUCAAAUAUAUUGUAAAUAAAAAUAAAUAAAACACAUCAAAAAUAUUGGUGUGUUAUAAGUCACACGCACACAAGUGGGACUUUUAUACAAGCAUGCCAUAGCCUGAUCUUUAUGUGAAAGGAGUAAUUCAUAUUUUUCACUUUGAAGCAAGGAAUGUUAAAGACAAAUAUUUUCUCAAUAAAAUAAUUUUCAGAAAGAA